This is a messenger RNA of Owenia fusiformis, 756 nucleotides long. NCBI's taxonomy places the organism in Eukaryota, Metazoa, Annelida, Polychaeta, Sabellida, Oweniidae. The record is from the annotation of a GenBank genome assembly.
AAAUAUAACAUCUCAUACAUGUCUACAUUGUUAAGGAGAACGUCAAACAUUCAACAUUCUAGAUCUUUGGAUUGAACUGGCAACAGCUCUUAUCAACAAAUCAUAACAAUCUUGAAAGUUUGACGAAUUGCAACAGGUGAAUUUGUAAACUUUUGACAGGGAUAUUCUGAUAAGCUUCAAAGAUGUUAUUUGGUCUAGUCCUAUUAGUACAAGUGGUUGGGACAGUGUUCAGAGGAUCAACAGACAAACAGGAAGGUCCCAGGAGGAAGGAAAAUAAAGGUACCAACAUGAGAGCCCAGAUACGCAAAAAUGAGCUGAAACUGGAGCAACUUGAAAAAACCAACAAGAUGCAUGAAGAACGUACAGAUGCCCUAAAGGCAGAAUUAAAAGCACUAGAAGAGAGUUUUGUAAAACUCAACAAUAUUGUGCAGGAAAGAAUGGCACAUUUUGAACAUCUCGAAUCGGUGACGGGUGUUUGCCACUGUAACGAGUGCAUAAUUAGAGACACAUUCUGUAUUGAAACGAGGGAAGAGGAGAAAAUAGAAUGGAUGAAUAGAAACAAAAAAUUUGUCCCGCCCCAAACUGAAGAGUUCUGGAUUGAGUAAAAGGACUAGACCAGGGCUCUCACCAGGAAAUAUUUACAAUGUGGUGCAAACAUCUUCAGUAUAAUCGUCCAGUCAUGAUAAAUCAUAUUAUGUUAUAAUUUAUCCUUUUACAUGAUAUUGAUGUAUUCAGUCAAGUUUAGACUGUAGGAAC